Messenger RNA from Hypomesus transpacificus, 861 nucleotides. Its product is annotated as adhesion G-protein coupled receptor G1-like. The record is from RefSeq and is a predicted model, not a curated record. NCBI's taxonomy places the organism in Eukaryota, Metazoa, Chordata, Actinopteri, Osmeriformes, Osmeridae. The coding region runs from base 37 to 705 and encodes 222 amino acids. Gene Ontology annotation, biological process: adenylate cyclase-activating G protein-coupled receptor signaling pathway. The transcript has 7 exons. Gene Ontology annotation, molecular function: G protein-coupled receptor activity.
CAGUACAUCCAGUGUUGAACCAGCCACAGCAAGACAAUGAGAAGAAGCAGCCUCAAUACAAAAUGUUUUGGCAUCAUCACCAUCUCCACCACCUUACUGACCUUCGUAUCUGCAGUGCUGGGAAACUCUGAUAGGUCUAGGUGUGAAAAUGUUCUGAAUGAGUGUCUUGAAACAGAAAACUGGACUGGGUGCUAUGAAGACAGGAUUCUGACAUGUAGAUAUUUUACUCCCCGGUUUAAUACCUCACAAUCUCACUUCAAACGGAGUACGGUCAACUUAUCUGUAGAGGUGGAGGUUGAGCCUACAUCAAACCACAAGGUCCACAUCCCAGCCUUGGCGCUACAGAAGAGCAUGUCUCUCAGCGGGGUCUCUGAAGAAGUUCUGCUGGUGGUAACCAUCCUCCCCUCCUCUCUCUUCAGGCUUGGUCACACAGCCGGGCUCAUGGCAGGUGGGUCUGAGGGCCAGUCUCCCCAGGGAAGAGAGGCUCUUGGUGAAACAGUCCUGGCUGUGAAGGUGGGGCACUAUGCUGUCAGCAACCUAGACCAACCUGUCAAUAUGACCUUCAAACAUUUUAAUGGGAUUACAGACGGUGUGUGUGUCUUUUGGAAGGACCAUCAAAAUGGAACAGUUCAGGGGACUGGAGCACACACGGCUGUAAGACAACUUUUAGUGACAGAGAGUUUGUGUGCAGCUGUGACCACCUGAGCUUCUUUGCUGUGCUAGUGGUAAACUGACAACGUAGCCACACAUCAAUUCUCACACCUAAUAAAACCAGAUAUGUCACAGAUCAUUUUUCAUUGUCAUCACAAUGACUGGAAUCUGCACCUUGUGAAUGUUAUGAUGUGCUUGUCAUGUCCCCCA